UCCGGCGUUGGAGCUCUGUGGGGCCCAGCUUUGCGGACCCGGGAGUUCGGGACGCAGGCGGGGCUUGUGCUCCGCGGGGGCAGGCGUAGGGUGGGCCUCCUACCGCCCCUAAUCUCGCGGUUUGUUCCGUUUCAUUGGAGCUUCCCGGACCGUGUGCUCGACGGUGCCCUAGGUGCCGUGGGGCCACACGCGAGUCUGAUAAGCACCCUCCCCCGGGAUCAUGCGGUGCUGUGAGGCCUAGCGAAGAUGAAGAUAGAAUGCAAGGUAGAAAGUGCUGGAUACCUUUAGAAAGCUGCAGGACUGGUGCGAUGGGAGUUGAGACGUAAGAACCUGCCCGUCCGUAGGGCUCUGGAUGCUGCUGAGGCCCGAGGCCCCUAUGGCAGAUUUGAAAAUUCACCCUUGUAGAGUCAUUCCUGCCUUUGAGCGGACUCCCUUUUAAGAGUUUUGUUCUUGUUGCCCGGGCGGGUAUGCAAUGGCAUGAUCACAGGUCUCCGCCUCCCGGGUUCCGCCUCCCGGGUUCAAGCGAUUAUCUUGCCUUGGCCUCCUGAGUAACUAGGAUUACAGUUUACAGAAGCACUUGCAGAACUCAUCAGAAGCCACCCCGCUUAUCAGCAGAUCUCAAGAGAGCGUUCGGUGGAGGCCCUGGGUCUGCACAGCUCACCUCCCUGGGAACUGCUCGCCCGAGCGUCGGAGCCGGCGCUGGCCCCCUGCAGCCGGAAGGUUGCAGCCGCAGGAGCCCCGGAGGCCCAGGACACAGGGCUCUUGCUCUUGCAGAAUCCACAGGUCUUUCUUGAGGAAAUCUGUAGACAGAACUUUGUGCUGCGUUUUUAUCUAGGGAAGGAACAGAAGAGUGUCGUCUCCUAGAAAUCUAGCACUUGAGAAACAAGGAAAAUUCUUCCAGCGAUGGUCUCCCACUCAGAGCUGAGGAAGCUUUUCUACUCAGCAGAUGCUGUGUGUUUUGAUGUUGACAGCACGGUCAUCAGAGAAGAAGGAAUCGAUGAGCUAGCCAAAAUCUGUGGCGUUGAGGACGCGGUGUCAGAAAUGACACGGCGAGCCAUGGGCGGGGCAGUGCCUUUCAAAGCUGCUCUCACAGAGCGCUUAGCCCUCAUCCAGCCCUCCAGGGAGCAGGUGCAGAGACUCAUAGCAGAGCAACCCCCACACCUGACCCCCGGCAUAAGGGAGCUGGUAAGUCGCCUACAGGAGCGAAAUGUUCAGGUUUUCCUAAUAUCUGGUGGCUUUAGGAGUAUUGUAGAGCAUGUUGCUUCAAAGCUCAAUAUCCCAGCAACCAAUGUAUUUGCCAAUAGGCUGAAAUUCUACUUUAACGGUGAAUAUGCAGGUUUUGAUGAGAUGCAGCCAACAGCUGAAUCUGGUGGAAAAGGAAAAGUGAUUAAACUUUUAAAGGAAAAAUUUCGUUUUAAGAAAAUAAUCAUGAUUGGAGAUGGUGCCACAGAUAUGGAAGCCUGUCCUCCUGCUGAUGCUUUCAUUGGAUUUGGAGGAAAUGUGAUCAGGCAACAAGUCAAGGAUAACGCCAAAUGGUAUAUCACUGAUUUUGUAGAGCUGCUGGGAGAACUGGAAGAAUAACAUCCAUUGUCGUACAGCUCCAAACAACUUCAGAUGAAUUUUUACAAGUUAUACAGAUUGAUACUGUUUGCUUACAAUUGCCUAUUACAACUUGCUAUAGAAAGUUGGUACAAAUGAUCUGUACUUUAAACUACAGUUAGGAAUCCUAGAAGAUUGCUUUUUUUUUUUUUUUUAACUGUAGUUCCAGUAUUAUAUGAUGACUAUUGAUUUCCUGGAGAGGUUUUUUUUUUUUUUGAGACAGAAUCUUGCUCUGUUGCCCAGGCUGGAGUGCAGUGGCGCGGUCUCGGCUCACUGCAAGCUCUGCCUCCCAGGUUCACGCCAUUCUCCUGCCUCAGCCUCCCGAGUAGCUGGGACUACAGGCGCCCGCCACCACACCCGGCUAAUUUUUUGUAUUUUUAGUAGAGACGGGGUUUGACUGUGUUAGCCAGGAUGGUCUUGAUCUCCUGACUUUGUGAUCCGCCUGCCUCAGCCUCCCAAAGUGCUGGGAUUACAGGCUUGGGCCACCGCGCCCAGCCAAUGUCCUGGAGAGUUUUGUAAUCUGAAUUCUUUAUGUAUAUUCGUAGCUAUAUUUCAUACAAAGUGCUUUAAGUGUGGAGAGUCAAUUAAACACCUUUACUCUUAGAAAUACGGAUUCGGCAGCCUUCAGUGAAUAUUGGUUUCUCUUUGGUAUGUCAAUAAAAGUUUAUCCAUAUGUCA
Molecule: messenger RNA, 2277 nt
Organism: Pan troglodytes (chimpanzee)
Lineage: Eukaryota; Metazoa; Chordata; Mammalia; Primates; Hominidae
Gene: PSPH
Product: phosphoserine phosphatase
Exons: 9
Coding region: 904-1581 (225 amino acids)
Biological process (GO): L-serine biosynthetic process; dephosphorylation
Cellular component (GO): cytoplasm
Molecular function (GO): L-phosphoserine phosphatase activity; magnesium ion binding
Source: RefSeq, a predicted model, not a curated record